Molecule: messenger RNA, 339 nt
Organism: Fusarium fujikuroi IMI 58289
Lineage: Eukaryota; Fungi; Ascomycota; Sordariomycetes; Hypocreales; Nectriaceae
Exons: 3
Coding region: 1-339 (112 amino acids)
Source: RefSeq, a predicted model, not a curated record
AUGAAGUUCCCUCUUAUUCUUUGUGCGAUGAUUCCUCUGGUCUACGGAUGCAAUGGUCCUCGGGAAGUAGGGUCGAACCCCAACUGUCUAGGAGGUACAUACACGGACUGCGCGGCUGAGAAGCAAUCUCUGUGCACUCUCGAGUGCUUCAACCAGCCACCUGGACAAUGCACUACUGGUUGCACAACACGAGCUCAACAAGAGUGCCAGAGAGAUUGCAUGGCCAUCAACAACUGUGAUGAUUGUAUCGAGCACCUCCUGAUCAUGGGCGGAGCCGAGUCAGCUGCACUGGAAGCUUGCUCGCAGCCAGGAGACUCUUACUACUGCAACUGUGGCUGA